Molecule: messenger RNA, 2544 nt
Organism: Pneumocystis jirovecii RU7
Lineage: Eukaryota; Fungi; Ascomycota; Pneumocystomycetes; Pneumocystales; Pneumocystaceae
Product: dynamin-related GTPase MGM1
Exons: 6
Coding region: 1-2544 (847 amino acids)
Cellular component (GO): cytoplasm; membrane; microtubule
Molecular function (GO): GTPase activity; GTP binding; microtubule binding
Source: RefSeq, a predicted model, not a curated record
AUGACAUUAAAGGCAUUUAUCAAAGGAUUUUCUUAUAUUUCUAAUAUUUUCUGUGAAUCUUUAAUAAAAAAUGGUUAUAGAGUAAAAGGAUAUGCAAAAUAUUUUAUAUUUCAAUCUUUUGUAGAUAAAAAUAUAAAACAAACACUAAAAAGAUCGAAUAAUAUAUCAAAUGAUUACAAAUAUGUUUUUAUUUCGAGACCUAUCGCUUUUUCAUUGGUUUCACGGACUAUUUAUAAAGUUUUGAAAGUUUCUAUUUCAGGAAGUUUGUUAUUUUUUAUAGGAAUUAAUUAUAUAAAUUAUAAAAUUCAAGUUGGUAUAUCUUAUUUUAAGGAUUUAUUUGAUUGUUAUACAAUUUAUUUAAAGAUCAUUUUUGAGUUUAUUAAACAAAAUAUUUUAUCAAAAAUUGAAGCGUUUGUUUUUAAAAUAUUAUUUUUAAGGGAUACUUUUUUAAAAAUGGAUAAAUUUAUAUUAAGCUUAUGUGACAUCAUGGUAUCCAGUAUAACAUCUUUACUAAGUUUUAGUCAAAAACAGCAUAUUGAGAAUUGUGUAGUUCAUGAUAUUCCUGAUAAUAGUCAAAUGGUUUUGUUAAUAAAACGAAUGAUUGAAAUAAAAAAUAUAUUACAGCAAAUUAAACAAAAUGAGAAAUUUGCGUUGCCAAAUAUAGUUGUAAUUGGUUCACAAAGUUCUGGCAAAAGUUCUGUACUUGAAGCUAUCAUAGGGCAUGAGUUUCUACCUAAGGGGACAGAUAUGGUUACUAGAAGACCUAUUGAAUUAACCUUAGUUCAUACAUUUGGUGCUGAUGAAUAUGGUGAAUUUCCUGAUUUAGAACAAAAAAGAGUUAGUUUUGAUCAAAUUCAAAAAAUAAUUACGGAUUUAAAUUAUCAUAUAUCAGAGAAUGAUUAUAUUUCUGAAGAACCUAUUAAAUUAAAUAUAUUUUCAUCAAAUGUUCCAGAUCUUACCUUUAUAGAUUUACCUGGAUAUAUUCAAGUUGAAAGCAAAGAUCAGCCUGUUUCCUUGAAAGAGAGAAUUAUAGCGUUAUGUGACAAAUAUAUUCAAGAACCUAAUAUUAUUUUGGCUGUUUCUGCAGCAGAUGUUGAUCUUGCAAAUUCUGCUGCAUUAUCUGCUAGUCGUAGAGUUGAUCCUGAUGGUAUUAGAACUAUUGGUGUAAUAACUAAAAUGGAUCUUGUUACUCCAGAAAGAGGGUAUAAUAUAUUAAAAAGUACGAAUUAUCCUCUUAAACUUGGAUAUGUUGGGGUUAUUCCUACAUUCUCGUUUUAUCCAUUUGAUAAAAAUAUUAAUUUAACUAAUUUGAUAGCUAAAAAUGAAAAAAAAAUUUUUUCAAAUUUUCAGGGAUUUAAUAACACUGAAUGUUUUGGAAUAAUUAUUUUGAGAAAAAAACUGGUGCAAGUACUUGAGAGUUCAAUGAUGCAUAGUUUAAAGAAUAUAUAUGAUAGUAUUAAAUCUGAAUUAGAAGAAACAUCAUAUCAACUUAAAGCUGAAUAUAAUGAUCGAUAUAUUACUCCUGAAAUCUAUAUGGCUGAUCUAUUAAAUGUUUUAAAGUAUAGCUUUAAAGGAUUUAUUGAUAAUUUUGGAAAACCACAAAUUCGACUUAUAUUAAAAGAUAUUUUAAAUCAAAAGGUUUUGGAUUUGUUAGCAGAGAGAUAUUGGACAGAUAAGUCAAUGAUUGAAUGGUCUAAAAAGUCUUCUGAUGAGACAUAUUGGAAACAUAAAUUAGAUGUGUCUACAUCAUAUCUUACAAAAUUAGGUAUAGGGCGUCUUGUUACUGAUUUGUUAAUAUUUGUUAUUGUUUCUGAAAUGGGAAAAUUGGCCCAAGAAAAUCAAUUUAGAAUCCAUCCUUAUAUAAGUCAGUGUAUUCUUCAAUCGACUCAAAAUAUUUUAAAAGAAAAUUAUUAUAGUACUGUUAAGCAAGUUGAAAAUUCUGUGAAACCUUAUAAACAUGAGAUUGAUAUUGAUGAAAGUGAAUGGGAACUGGGAAGAGAACGUUCUUUGAAAAUUCUGAAAAAUGAAUUAAAAAUGUGUAAAGAUGCUUUUGAAAAACUUAGGAAUUCUGUAGGGAGUAAGAAAUUAGAAGAAAUAGUCAAUUUGAUUAUUAAUACGAAAAAUGGUUGUGAAAAUGUAGGAUACAAUAAGUCGUUGAUAAAAAAAGGUCAACAUGCUAUUUUUUUAAGAAAUAGAGAAAAUAUUUUAAAUAUAAGGUUAAAAUUUUUGAAAUCCAAAAAAUGUAAAAAUAUCGUUAAUAAACAUUACUGCCCUGAAAUUUUUUUAGAAAUUGUUGCAAAGAAGUUGGUUGAUAUUGCUGUUCUUUUUGCUAAUGUAGAAUUGCUUUCUGAAUUCGCCCAUAAGUUUCCUCGAGAUCUUGAUAAUCGACUUGUUUAUAAUUUAACAUCUGAACAAUUAGAAAAAAUUGCUAAAGAGAAUUAUGAAACUCAAAAACAUAUUGAUUUACAACAAAGAAAAGCUCUUUUAGAAUUAGUUUUAGAAAAAAUAAGUCUUUUAAUGUUAUUUGAAAGAACUUAUGAGUGA